Myodes glareolus (Bank vole) is the source of this 3532-nucleotide messenger RNA. NCBI's taxonomy places the organism in Eukaryota, Metazoa, Chordata, Mammalia, Rodentia, Cricetidae. The record is from RefSeq and is a predicted model, not a curated record.
CAGCUAGCUGAGUCCUAUUUGUUCUCUGGGAAGAGGGCAAACAGCUUGUGACUGCAGGAAUCCAAAUAGGGUCCCAGUGGUCAGGCAGGGAGAAAGGAGGACUGGACAGAACAGACAGGCUGCUAAAAACAGCUGCUGAGUUGGCUUCCAGUUCUCAUCAAAACCACCCCUCUGAUUCUAGAGGGAAACUUGAAUCAUGAAGCUAAUUACUAUACUGUUCCUCUGCUCCAGGCUGCUCCUAAGUUUAGCAGAGGAAGAAACCACCCAGGAAAUCGACUGCAAUGAUGAGGAUGUGUUUCAGGCUGUGGAUGCUGCUCUGAAGAAGUACAACGCUAGGAACCAAACUGGCAACCAGUUUGUGUUGUACCGAGUGAUGGAGGGCACUAAAAUGGUUGGUUCUGACACAUUUUACUCCUUCAAGUAUCAGAUCAAGGAGGGCAACUGCCCUGUUCAGAGUGGCCUCACCUGGCAGGACUGUGACUACAAGGACGCCGAGGAAGCCGCCACUGGAGAAUGUACAGCAACAGUGGGGAAGAGGGGAGCUAAGAAAUUCUCUGUGGCUACCCAGACUUGCAAGAUCACUCCAGGUAAUGGACCCGUACUCACAGCCCAAUACACGUGUUUGGGCUGUGUACACCCCAUACCACCUGAUAGCCCUGAACUGGAGCCUGUCCUGAAACACGCAGUCGAGCAUUUCAACAACCACACCAAGCAUUCCCACCUCUUUGCUCUUGAAGAAGUAAAAGCAGCCCAGAGACAGGUGGUGGCUGGACUGAAUUUUGAAAUCACCUACUCAAUUGUGCAAACUAAUUGUUCAAAGGAGCAGUUUCCACUCUUAUCUCCAGAGUGCAAAUCCCUUGCGGAUGGAGAUGUUGGGGAGUGUAGAGAUAACGCCUUUGUGAAUAUCAAUCAAAAAAUUGCUGAUUUCUCCCAGAGCUGUGACAUCUAUCCAGGAGAGGAUUUGACACAACCACUUCCCGAGAGCUGCUUUGGAUGCCCCAAGAACAUACCUGUAGAUAGUCCUUUGUUGACAGAGCCUCUCGGUCAUGCCAUCAAAAAGUUUAACACAGAGAAUAACCAUUCUUUCUUUUUCAAGAUCGUCACAGUGAAAAAAGCGACAUCCCAGGUGGUAGGUGGAAUGAAGUAUUUUAUUGAGUUCAUAGCCAGAGAAACGAAAUGUUCGAAGGAGAGUAACACAGAACUGAAAGAAGAUUGUGAAGUCAAGUCCACUGGUCAAAGUCUCAGCUGCAGUGCUAACGUGUACAUGAGACCGUGGGAGAACAAAGUCGAACCGACUGUCAAGUGCCAAGUAUUAGAACUGAUGAGGAGACCUCCAGGCUUUUCACCUUUCCGGUCAGUCCAAGUCCAAGAAGCAAAAGAAGGAACAACUGUAAGUCCACCCCAUACUGCCAUGGAGCAAGAAGAGCAGGAAGCAGAGCAUGAGCCAAGAGCCGCUGAGGGGCAGGAGAAACAGAAAAAGCAUAAGAUUGACCACGGUCAUAAGCAUGGGCAUGGCCAAGGCCAUGGGCCCCCAAAGACACAUGGCCUUGGCCUUGGACAUCAGAAGCAACAUGGCCUUGGCCAUGGACAUCAGCUUAAAUUGGAUUAUCUUAAACCCCAAAGGGAAGACACUUUUGACCAUGAACAUAGAGAGGAACAUGCUCAUAAGCAUGGUCAUGGGCACAGUAAACACAAAAAUCAUAACAGGAACAGUGGCAAGCACACUGAGGAGAGAGCAGAGCCUGUGGCAGGCGCUUCUGAAGACAGCUCUACAUCCUCCACACAGACACAGGGGAGGACCACCCCUAGCCCUACCCCAGCUCAGCCCCGUGUCGCGGUUACCCCUUCUGACUUUCAGAACUCAGAUUUAAUCGAUGGUGUGGUGGCUACCACACCACCAUAUGCCAUGGAGGCCUUUGAUGAUUUCAUCCCUGAUAUCCAAGUCCAACCAGAUAGCCUUUCAUUUAAGCUGAUAUCUGACUUUCCAGAAGCAACAGCCCCCAAAUGUCCUGGACACCCAUGGAAGCCAGUUAGUAGAAAGGAUCCAACCACAGAAAUGGGAGAAUUUUCUGAUUUUGAUCUCACUGAUGCUCUUUCUUAACUUAUACAGCCUGCUAGCUCAGAGAGGUAGAGAAAGCAUCCAGCUGACCUUCCUCUUCCACUGGUCUCCCAGGAGCCAGUGUCUCAAAUAAGUCAUCGCCAACUCAAUGUCUGUCCCCUCUGCUUCUUCUAAGUCUCUCUAUCCAUCCUCCUGACUUCCUCUGACUUUCUACGUGUUUUCCUGAUAAUCUAUGUUCACUUCCUGUCAGCUGUUUGCUCUCUCUGCCCCUUGACCUAUGACUGAUUGUAUUUAAUCCUGUUUCUGAUACUCAGGCAGAAAGCUCUCGUAUUAAAGGUGUGUGCUAGGGCUGAGCCACACCACAACGAGAAACAGGUUUUUUUUCCAGUAAAUAAUGAAAUCUCGGGGUUCACAGUGUGUUCAAAUAUCCUGUAAAACUACAGCUUUUCGUUCCCAUUGGUGAGUCAACCAGACUCCAUUAGACAAUUCCAUGCCCAAGGAAACUAAGACACUCUAGUGGUCACUAAAUGAACAAACAAGAUAAAUGGACCUAUAGGGGGGGAGGGGGCACUAACAGAUAUGGGAGGGAAAAAACAGAGAGUGGGGAUAAGAACAAUCAGAACAUGCCAGGCAGUGGUGGCGCAUACAUUAAUGCCAGCACUUGUGAGACACAGGCAGGCAGAUCUCUGUGAGUUCGAGGCCAGCCUAGUCUGCAGAGGGAGUUCCAGGAUAGUCUCUAAAAGCUACACAGAGAAACCCUGUCUUGAAAAACCAAUGAAAAAGCAUAAUCAGAAAUAUAUAUGUGAAAUUGUCAAAGAACAACAAACGUGUGUACAUAUAUAGAUAUAUAUGUACAUGUAAAUGAAUAUAUGUAUAUAUAUGAAAUUGUCAAAGAAAAAUUUAGCUUGCUAAAAAUAUUGACAACAAAGAACCAAAACAUAUAUAAAAGUGAAAAGUUUGACAAUACUGUAAGGAUUAAUGGGACUGGAGAGAUGGCUCAGCAGUUACAAGUACUCACUGGCUGCUCUUUCAGAGGUCCUGCGCUCAAUUACCAGCAACUACAUGGUGACUCACGGUGGUAAAGAAAUCUGGUACCCUCCUCUGACAUAAGUCAUACAUGCAGAAACAGCACUCAUAUACAUUAAAUAAAUAAAUCUUUAAAAGAAGGAAUCACCAAAAUGUGAAAGAGACAGAAAGGGAUUCCCACACCACUGAAUAAAUGUUAUGAAGGGAGUCUCAUACUGCAGAGUUGCCAUAAUCCUUGGAUUUAGAAAAAGCAAAAUAUCUACAGACAGGAAUAAAGUCAAGAGCAGGGAGGGAAAGUAACAAUGUGGCUUUUAACAACCAUGUCAUGCUGCGAAUCCAUGCAUUGCUGCUGUUUGGAUUACCGGAAGCAUUGAGCUCCGAGUGUUUCUUUCAUUUCAAUAUUGUCUCCAUUUUAAAAUAAAGAACCAGUGACACCAGGAAACCUUC